ACAGCAAGAGAGACCAAAGUCCACUUGGUGAUCGUCCCAUGAUGAGUGAUCUGGAGAUUGUCCUGGUGGGGAACAAUGCCUCAGAAAACAACAGUGUGGGAAACAUCAUCUUAAAUAAAAAUGUGUUUGGAAAGAAAACACUACAGCCUGAUGUGGAGACGUUCUGUGAAAGAGUGGAGAGAAGAAACAUCACAGUCAUCAACACGACUCACCUGCUCAACCCACAACCCAAACUACAAACAGUGAUAAAGAAAGUGUCAGAGUGUUCUCGUCCAGAAGCUCUUGCGAUCAUACUGGUGCUGCAGCACAAAGAUUUCAGUGAGAAGCAUAGAGAUAUAUUACCUGCUGUGUUGAACUGCUUUGGAGAACAUGCAAUGAAGCGCACAAUGAUUCUGACUACUGAUGAUGAGAAACACACCAUUAAACCAAAAUCUGUAAAAGAAAAUAAAUUUAUUCAAGAAUUAUCUACAGAAUGUGGAGGAGGACAUCUUCAGCUUCAAAACACACAAUGCUCUCAAAUACUUCAAAAAGUGGAUGAAAUAAUCACUUGCAGUGGUUUUAAGGACACAAAGCAGGCCUCAUCAGUGGAUGAAGACAGAAGAUCUGAGCAUUCAAUCAUACUGAAAGAGAGAGCAGCAGAUUCUGAGUACAAACCGCUUGGAAAACAUAGUUAUUGGAAACAUUAUGCACCAAAUGUAAUUUCAACGUCUGAAAAACAAAAGCUGAUCUUAGUACUGUGUGGAUGUGAUACAAUGCUGAAAACUUCCAUGUCAGAACUAUUACUGGGUGAAAAUGCAAGUAUAUCAGUUCAGCAAGAGUCCAGAUCUGUACGUGUGUGGAGAGAUGUGGAGCUUCAUGGACGUCUGAUCAGUCUGCUGGAGCUUCCAGCUCUGUUCAACACUCGUCUAUCAGAGGAGGAAGUGAUGUGUCAGAUUCUCCGCUGUGUUUCUCUCUGUCAUCCUGGAGUUCAUGUUUUCCUCCUCAUUAUUAAUGGUGGUCGACUUAGUAAUGACGACAUAGUAGAAAUAGAGAAGAUCCAAAAAAUAUUUGACUCCAGAAGGCAUUUCAUACUGCUCUUCACCACUGAUCUCCCUGAUGAUGCACCAGUGACAGAUUUAGUCAAAUCCAAUCCAGAAUGUCAGAGGUUAAUCAGUCUCUGUGGAGGUCAGUACAAAGUGAUGGGGUUAAAUAAACCUGAAAACUCAAGUCAGAUCCCAGAUCUACUGGAUUAUAUAGAGAACAUGUACACUGAACCAUAUUCACUUCAGAUGUAUGUGAAAGCUCAAGAGAACAGAGCCAGACAUGAGACAGAGGAGAAAUAUGAAGAGAAGCUUAAGAGAAUGGAGUGUGAAAUUGAUGGGUUAAAGCAGAAGCUUCAGUCUGAGAGAAGCAUAAAGACUACUAGAAAGCUGAACUUGGUGCUUUGUGGACGUGAUGCAUUAUUGAAGACCUCCAUAUCCAGACUUAUAAAAGAGAAGACAGACAUGAAGCUUUAUCCACAUCUGAUACAUAUUGUGGAGCUUCCAGCUCUGUGCAAUACUGGGUUUUCAGAGGAGCAAGUGAUGCAUCACAGUUUUUGGUGUGUGUCUCUCUGUGAUCCUGGAGUUCAUGUUUUCCUCUUCGUUAUACCUGAUGCUCAACUGACUGAUGAAGACAAAGCAGAAAUGGAGGCAAUCCAGAGGAUAUUCAGCUCAAGAAUCAACAAACACAUCAUGAUCCUCAUAAGCCAAGAGAAGAACAUGAUUAGUCAUAUGAAUGCACUUCCUUCUUCAGCUACUGAGAUGCCUAUUCAGAUGUUUGAAGGUCGACGGUUUGUUUUGCAGAACGAUUCACAGGUUCCAGAUCUACUGCAGGAUGUGGAGAACAUGAUACAAGAGAACAGAAAAUGUUUCUACUCGACAUUCAUGUGCCUUCAGGCUCAAACAGAGCUGGAGAAAAACAAACACAAGGCUGAAAUAGAGGAACUUAGAAGAUCUAUGAUGAAAACAGCAGCAGAUGUAACACACCGUGAUGAUGAUAAUGGUGAUAAUGGAGUGAGGAUUGUUCUGCUGGGAAAGACGGGUGUUGGGAAGAGUGCAACAGGAAACACCAUACUGAGAAGAGAAGCUUUCACAUCAACAAUUGCAGCAGGCUCAGUGACCAGAGAGUGUAAGAAAGAAAUAACUGAGAUCAACAGAAGACAGAUUACUGUGAUUGACACUCCAGGCCUGUUUGAUACUGAAGUAGACAAUGAUGAGAUCAGUAAAGAGAUUGUGAAGUGUGUCUCAAUGGCGGCACCCGGUCCGCAUGUGUUUCUACUGGUGGUUCAAUUGGGAAGAUUCACCAAAGAGGAGAAAGAUGCAGUGAAGAUCAUCCAGGAGACAUUUGGUGAUAAAUCCAGAAUGUACACCAUGGUGCUUUUCACCAGAGGAGAUGAUCUGACAGGAAAAAGUGUUGAAGAUUAUUUCAAAGGAAAAGGAAGCUUAGAGAACUUCAUCCAUCAGUGUGGAAAGAGAUACCAUGUGUUCAAUAACAAAGACACUAAAGAUCAGACACAGGUUUUUGAGCUGCUGGAUAAGAUUGACUGUAUGGUGACAGUAAAUGGAGGAAGUUUCUACACUAAUGAGAUGUUCCAGCAGGUGGAGAAGAACAUCAAAGAGGAACAAGAAAGAAUCAUGAAAGAGAAAGAAGAAGAGUUUAAGAGAAAAGAAGAGCAGCUAAGAGACACAUAUAAUGCAGAAAGAGAAGAAUUGAAGAAAGAAAAUGAGAGACAAAGACAAGAGAUGCAGAAUGAACUGAGAAAAAGUGAAGAGGAAUUUAAAAAGAAAGAAGAGGAGAUUAAGAAAGAAACAGAUGAGAAUCUACGAAAAGAGCUGCAGAAAAAGCUGGAGGAGAAACAGAAUGAAUUUGAAGAGGAAAAUAAAAGAAAAGAAAUGGCUUUAGAAGAACAACAACAGAAAUUAAAAUACCUGGAAGAAAAACAUGAGAAAGACAAACAAAAUCUCCAGGAGAAAAUUCAACAGGAAACGAGACAUCAAGCAGAACAGGAAUAUCUGGUAAGACUUGAGACAGAAGUGGCUAAAGCUUUACAAGAAGCUGAAGAAAAACAUAAGGUACAAGUGGCCGAAGCUUUAAAAGAAGCUGAAGAAAAACACAAGACAGAAGUGGCUGAAGCUUUAAAAAACGCUAAAGCAAAACACGAUGCAGAAGUGGCAAAAGCUUUACAAGAUGAAAAUAAACAAAAGACACAAGUGGAUAAAGCUUUAAAAGAUGCCGAAAAAAAAUACAAGGCUGAUGUGGCGAAAGCUUUAAAAGAUGCCGAAGAAAAACACAAGACAAAAGUGAAUAAAGUUUUAGAAGAUGCAGAAGAAAAUGUUCCAUACAGAUCAAAACGUUCUCGUGACUGGAGUCACUAUGUUCCUGUUGUUGGAGGGGCUGUUGGAGGUUUAGUUGGUACUGGUGAAGACUUUGUGCAUUGGAUUAUUAGAAAAACAAAAUCAAGCUUAAACUCAAAAUGAAGGGGGAAUUCAGGUAAAUUGAGACAAAAUAUUAAAUGUAUAACCCAAAAAUAUUAAUUCUCGUCAUUAACUUACACUCAGGGUUCAGCUUUAAAGCUUUUUAAAUUUUUAUAAAGAUAUAGCUUUCGGAUUAUGAUGUUAAUGCUAACUCCAACCCGGAGAGGUCGUUGUAUUGUUAUAUGCUUGGACUAUUUUAGUAUAUCUAUAGAUUUUAUUUUAGGCAAGUCGUGAUGAUUUGAGAAGGCUAAAUUGAUCAAACAUAUAUGUU
This is a messenger RNA of Cyprinus carpio (common carp), 3765 nucleotides long. RefSeq names its product GTPase IMAP family member 8-like. The transcript is spliced from 5 exons. Lineage: Eukaryota; Metazoa; Chordata; Actinopteri; Cypriniformes; Cyprinidae. The record is from RefSeq and is a predicted model, not a curated record. The coding region runs from base 39 to 3497 and encodes 1152 amino acids. Gene Ontology annotation, molecular function: GTP binding.